Messenger RNA from Vigna unguiculata (cowpea), 643 nucleotides. Its product is annotated as large ribosomal subunit protein eL38z/eL38y-like. Lineage: Eukaryota; Viridiplantae; Streptophyta; Magnoliopsida; Fabales; Fabaceae. Gene Ontology annotation, cellular component: cytosolic large ribosomal subunit; ribosome. Gene Ontology annotation, molecular function: structural constituent of ribosome. Gene Ontology annotation, biological process: protein-RNA complex assembly; translation. The record is from RefSeq and is a predicted model, not a curated record.
GCCAAUGGGCCGAAAAAUAGUUUGGGCUUUGAGAGGACUGGGAGAGACGCUAGGGUUAGGGUUUAUGAGGUGCCCUUGCAUUAGUUUUACAUUUUACAGCUCAUUUGGUUGCGCCUCUGUUCUCUGCCACCGCUGCUGUGUCUAUCGCAACCAUGCCUAAGCAAAUUCAUGAGAUUAAGGACUUUCUUCUCACCGCCAGAAGAAAGGAUGCGAGGUCGGUGAAGAUUAAGAGGAGCAGAGAUGUGGUUAAGUUCAAGGUUAGAUGCUCCAAGUACCUCUACACACUCUGUGUGUUUGAUCCAGAGAAAGCUGAUAAAUUGAAGCAAUCACUUCCUCCAGGUUUGAGUGUUCAAGACCUGUAAGAAGUGACUGAGAGAUUAAGGAGAAGAUUUUCUUUGAUUUUUCUCUGAAGUUUAUUUCUCUGUUGUUGAAGCUUAUUUUGUGAGUUUGUCUUUUAUAUUUAGAACGUUGCUAGGACUUAUUGUUUGAAGUUGUUUUGGAAAAUGAAACUUUAAUUAUGUCUAGUGGAAUAUUUUUUGCUAUGCAAACUAUAUGUAUGAAUUUAUUGUCUGUUUUAUUUUUACUUUGUUUUCAGUCAGGCUACAAGCCUGCUAAUAUAUAUAUUUCACGUUCAUGAGGGAAA